Molecule: messenger RNA, 1368 nt
Organism: Toxotes jaculatrix (banded archerfish)
Lineage: Eukaryota; Metazoa; Chordata; Actinopteri; Toxotidae
Product: ras-related protein Rab-11B
Exons: 5
Coding region: 98-754 (218 amino acids)
Biological process (GO): constitutive secretory pathway; regulated exocytosis
Cellular component (GO): recycling endosome
Molecular function (GO): GTPase activity; GTP binding
Source: RefSeq, a predicted model, not a curated record
CAUUGUCUCCUGUCAUCUUGGCACAGCUCCCUGGUCCGGGCAGGGGAAGUCUUUUCUGUCAGCACCGCAUUCUCCGAGGGGGUCACCGUAUCUGACGAUGGGGAACAGGGACGACGAGUACGACUUCUUGUUCAAAGUUGUACUAAUCGGAGACUCUGGAGUGGGGAAGAGUAACCUGCUGUCCCGUUUCACAAGAAAUGAGUUCAACCUGGAGAGCAAGAGCACCAUCGGGGUGGAGUUUGCCACCCGCAGCAUCCAGGUGGACGGCAAGACGAUAAAGGCUCAAAUUUGGGACACAGCUGGACAGGAACGCUACAGAGCAAUCACCUCAGCGUAUUACCGGGGUGCAGUCGGGGCCCUCCUGGUUUACGACAUCGCCAAGCACCUGACGUACGAGAACGUUGAACGCUGGCUGAAGGAGCUGAGGGACCACGCUGACAACAACAUCGUCAUCAUGCUGGUUGGAAACAAAAGCGACCUCCGCCACCUCAGGGCAGUGCCCACCGAUGAGGCUCGAGCCUUUGCAGAAAAGAACACUCUCUCAUUUAUUGAGACAUCAGCGUUGGACUCUACAAAUGUAGAAGAAGCCUUUAAGAACAUUUUAACAGAAAUCUACCGCAUUGUGUCACAGAAGCAGAUAGCGGACAGAUCUGCUCACGAUGAGUCUCCAGGCAACAAUGUAGUGGACAUAAGUGUCCCACCAACCACUGACGGGCAGAAGGGCAACAAACUCCAGUGCUGCCAAAACCUGUGACACUCAGUCCCCACAACACUCAUCCUCUCCUCCUCAUCCACCUUGAUAUCACAUCACCUGUGCACUUUCUGUUACCGUAGCUUUGCUCACGGCCAACUCCUUUGCCACUCUAGACUUUAUUUUUUAUUCCUACCUUUCCUUCUGUUUUAUAUAAUACUUUUGAACUCACCUGUGCUCUUCUCUUCUGCCAUGAAAGAAAACAAGAAGCCUUUAUGUGACUUGGUCAGUCCAGUUGUUCAUGGAGUCAAUGUGAAGGUUCCUGCAAUGCAGGGACGGGACAGCUGUCGCUGUCUUAAUGAAGCCUGUGAAGCUGUUUGAACUCUACUGAAACUCUGUCAAUGCACAGGGAGGUUGUGGCAUACAUUUCAAUGGUUACCACUAGAUGGUGCUGCGUAAAUAAACUACAGUCAGUUACUCCAACCUGGUGAAGCAGUAUUAUGCCUUCUGACAGUGUGGUUCUCAUGUCCUUCUUACAUCAGUUAAGUUAUCAUGCCAAAAUAUCCUCUUUAGGUAUUUAUUGAAGAAUAUUUGGCUUAAGUUGUCAUUGUUUUACUUUCAGUUGAAGAACUGUAAAAAUUUACAAUAAAAUUCUUGACAGAAGUUUUGUGUUGAGU